Messenger RNA from Galeopterus variegatus (Sunda flying lemur), 4528 nucleotides. RefSeq names its product major facilitator superfamily domain containing 6 (gene MFSD6). The coding region runs from base 51 to 2447 and encodes 798 amino acids. Lineage: Eukaryota; Metazoa; Chordata; Mammalia; Dermoptera; Cynocephalidae. Gene Ontology annotation, cellular component: plasma membrane. Gene Ontology annotation, biological process: antigen processing and presentation of exogenous peptide antigen via MHC class I. The transcript has 6 exons. The record is from RefSeq and is a predicted model, not a curated record.
AAUAAUCAACACUUUGAAGCUCAUAAACUUUCUGAUGCUGGUGGUAAGCCAUGGCGGCAGACGAUAAAGUUGCUAUCUUAACUGAUGAUGAAGAGGAACAGAAGAGAAAAUAUGUGCUUGCUGAUCCCUUUAAUGGCAUUUCCAGGGAACCAGAACCACCUUCAAAUGAAACACCCUCCUCCACAGAAACAUCUGCUGUUCCCCAGGAAGAAAUAGACUGGAUAGAGAAACAUUGUGUUAAAAUAAACAACGAUCUUCUAAUUUCCAAGGUCUUUUACUUUUUCUUUUAUUCUGCCUAUGGCUCUCUUUACCCGCUUUUGCCUGUGUAUUAUAAACAGCUGGGAAUGUCACCAAGCCAGAGUGGACUGCUAGUAGGUAUUCGAUACUUCAUUGAAUUCUGCAGUGCUCCCUUUUGGGGUGUAGUUGCAGAUCGCUUUAAAAAGGGCAAAAUUGUCCUCCUCUUUUCUCUUUUAUGUUGGGUUUUAUUCAACCUGGGAAUUGGAUUUGUCAAACCUGCUACAUUGAGAUGUGUACCAAAGAUCCCCCCAACAGCUCACCCCACCAAUGCAAGUCACCUGUUAACCAUCCUGCCAACAAAUUCUUCCAUUAUCUCUUUCCUUACCACAUCACCAAAAAUGCGUGAGAAGAGGAACCUGCCUCCUUCCAGUUGGCCAUCAAUGUUAGAAACAGGGCCCAAUAUCUCAGAUGCUUUUAUCUUUUCAACACCUCCAAACAAGAGCAGUGAACCCACCCUGCAGCCCCAGACAGAUGAAAUUACUGACCAUAUUAUGGACUUGACAUUGAACCCAAGCAUAGCAACCUCUGCCCCCCCAGGAAAUGUAACCAGGGAGACAACCACUGUUAUGGUCACUACCACCAAAUCUUUACCUUCCAACCAAGUCGCUCUUGUUUAUGAUCAACAAGAAGUUGAAGCUAUAUUCUUAGUGAUCUUGGUAGUUGUCAUCAUAGGAGAAUUUUUCAGUGCCUCUUCUGUCACGAUUGUAGACACAGUAACACUCCAGUACCUGGGAAAACACAGAGACCGCUAUGGAUUGCAGCGCAUGUGGGGCUCGCUGGGCUGGGGCCUGGCUAUGCUGUCCGUGGGCAUCGGCAUCGACUACACCCACAUAGAAGUGCUCAUCGAUGGAAAGGGGUGUAAGCCCCCUGAGUACCGGAACUACCAGAUCGUCUUCAUUGUCUUUGGAGUUCUUAUGACCAUGGCCUUGAUCGUUGCUACUCAGUUCCGGUUCCGGUACAACCACUUCAAAAACGACGACGAUAAAGGGAAAGAGGUUGAGAUCCCUCAGGUGGAGAGGAACACCUCCACAGAGUCCUCUGAGGAGACACCAACCACCACAAGCCACUUGCAGACCUUCAAUUUUUGGGACUUAAUCAAACUGCUUUGCAGUGUCCAGUAUGGCUCCGUGUUGUUCGUGGCUUGGUUUAUGGGUUUUGGAUACGGCUUCGUGUUUACCUUUCUCUACUGGCAUUUGGAAGACCUGAAUGGAACUACAACCCUUUUUGGGGUCUGUUCAGUCCUGAGUCAUGUGUCUGAGCUGACAGCUUAUUUUUUUAGUCACAAGCUUAUUGAAUUGAUUGGCCACAUCAGGGUUCUAUACAUUGGCCUGGCCUGUAAUACAGCUCGCUAUAUUUAUAUUUCCUACCUGGAAAAUGCCUGGACUGUUCUCCCCAUGGAAGUUCUUCAAGGAGUGACACAUGCGGCCAUCUGGGCAGCAUGCAUUUCUUACCUCAGUGCGGCCGUCCCUCCUGAGCUGAGGACGUCUGCCCAGGGCAUCCUGCAGGGCCUUCACCUGGGUCUGGGGAGAGGCUGUGGUGCCAUGAUCGGAGGCGUGUUAGUCAAUUAUUUUGGGGCUGCUGCGACCUUCCGAGGAAUUGGCAUGGCCUGCCUGGUGAUCCUUCUGCUCUUUGCCCUGAUCCAGUGGCUGGCAGUGCCAGAAGAGGAUGAAGACAAGACAAUGUUGGCAGAAAGGAUUCCUGUUCCCUCCAGUCCCGUUCCCAUAGCAACCAUCGACUUGGUACAGCAACAGACAGAAGAUGUCAUGCCACGCAUUGAGCCCAGACUUCCGCCCAAGAAAACCAAGCACCAGGAAGAACAGGAGGAUGUGAACAAACCAGCCUGGGGGGUCAGCUCUUCUCCCUGGGUGACCUUUGUCUACGCACUCUACCAAAUUAAAGAGAUGAUGCAACUAGCAAGAGACAACCGUGCUUCUGAGAUACAGCCUUUACAGGGGACCAGUGAGAAUCAGGAAAAUUCUCUAGCUGGUAGAGCCCAUCCCAUUGCAUGUGAGACUCACUCUGACCCAUCUAGAGACCAGCCAUCCCCUAAUGCAGACCAGACACAGACCAGCCCCACUCAACCCGGUGUGGAUCCACGCGUGGAGAAGAGUGCCGGGCAGCAGGCUCAGCCUGCCGCAGGAGGACACUGAGGGCGUCCUGCUCAUCUCACACCCUGCAUGGAAUUGGGCUCCUUGGCCAGGACACAGAGGGCAAGGCCCCCAAGCCAGGACAUGCUUCCUCCAGAGGAGCACAGCACUGCAUACGCUUCUAAGUAUCUAAACUCAUUAACAUGGAAACACAUACACACAGGAGCUACAGUACAUAUUGGCAAGGAAAAGGUCAACUUCAUAAUCUCAUUGGAAGUACAGAAGGGAAAAGGAUGUCAGUGAGGACUCUCCGUUCUUUGACUGGUUAGGUUAAACUAAAGAGGACAGGACUUCUCUGCCAGUGCAGUAAGAGUUGAAACUAGCAGUUACACUAAGUGGAGGAAAUGAAAGUGUUCCAAGGUGAAUGUUGAUAUAAUUUCCUUCUUCUGAUUAUUUAUUCUAAUUAUUUGAUUCUUAAUGCAAACUGGGAGGAAACAGAAUACACCCAUAAUAAUUUUGUUUCUGUAGAAGAAAACCAUUUAAAAAAUUACAAGAACUAUUUAAAAAGUAACCAGAUAAAAGUAGCAUGUUUUUGUCUAAAGAAAAAAGUUAAGUUUCAUCAGAAACUUUGCAUAUCUCUAGCAAAUAUAUUUUUAUAUGUAUGUGGUAUAUAAUGAAAAUAGUCAAUCCUUUGAGCAGCAAAAGGUUUUACUACUGCAAGCUAAGCUGAGCUUUAAUAUGCCUUUUGUUUUAAAUGGGCUUUAAGAAUGACCAGAAAUGAGGAAAUAUUUCAAAUAAACCAACCAACUCAGUAUCCUGUGUCUUGAUAGGCAAUAGGCAAGAGUUUACUAAACAUAUUGACAUUAUAAAUAGCCUCUAUCACUGUUUAUUUUAUAGUGAUGUGGGCUCUAAUUAGCUGAUGGAAUAAAAAAAAAAUCACUGAAUUCUUGAGGUUUCCUUUAAUUAAAGCAGUACUAUUUACAAAUAACAGUAUAAGAUUUAAGUGCCUGGGAGAGAAAUACAAUUUUUAAAAAUUACACAGUACAUCAGUUUUGUUUCUGGUGAAGGGAAAAGGUAGUAAAUAGGAAACCAGGAAUGGGAGGGAUGGGAAUAAGAAGUAACUGUACUUUGCAAUGACUCAAGCAACAAAUCCCAGUAUAUUCUUUUCCCUUAAAGACACAGACACUGGACAGUUCAGAUAUGGAUAUGCAAAAUAUUGCAACUACAGUCAGAACAAUGGCUGGGUGAAUCACGCAUAAAGCUUGCUGCUACACAUGAAAAUGCAGGUUAACAGGGAGGCUGUGGAAAAGGGAACACUGCUUUAGCUGAAUGAAGGUUGGUUAUAUUGUGCAUAAUAGCUGUGGAUGAGCACAGGAGAGAGGAAAGAAAAGAACAAAGUUAGAAAUGAGCAACCCAUCUUACCCUCUGAUCCUGAUACCCUCUGAUCCUGAUGAGACAGGAUCAAUUGUAAAGUGAGGGCUUCUCCAUGACACCAUACUUCUGCCCAAUACUGCAUCUGGGAGAAGAAAUUCUACACUUGGAUAUCUAGCUUCACCACAAAACACAGCUUAAAAAAUAAAAAACUGAAAGAAAUAGAAUUAAGCAAAUAGUUAUUUUUGCACUUGAACAGAAAUGUACUGUACUGUAAGUUAUCAUGACUCAUUUUAAGUGACCUUUAAAAUCAGAUGUAUUUAUUAUGCUUGUGUAAUUAUAGAUAUAAAGCAAUGGGUGACAGGUUGAACCUCACCUAUGAAUGUACAGUAUGUGGAUUUGUGAAACUGACUGUAGGAAAUCAAACACUUAUACUGUACCUUGUGUUUACAGUCCUGAUUUAUUCCUUUGAAAAGCUUGCUGUUUUGGAAAUGCACAGUUGACAUGUUGAAAUAAAAAGAUAUACCAUUUUUAAAUAUUUCUUAAAUGAUAAAGAUGUGACCAAAUAAAAGUCCUGUAAUCUGUAAUGAAUGAGACCAAAUUCAACACGUCUUUGUUACACAACAUUUACUGUGAGAGCGGGCUUGAUCAUGCAGUAAUUUCCAGCCUUUUGAGGUGAAACCUUUAUGGGUUUGGGGACUUUGUGACAUUUUCCUUCUGUCCUCAAAGUUCCAUAUGCCACUUCAAAAACAUUAAAGUGAAUUUAAAUUGAA